Molecule: messenger RNA, 1395 nt
Organism: Cicer arietinum (chickpea)
Lineage: Eukaryota; Viridiplantae; Streptophyta; Magnoliopsida; Fabales; Fabaceae
Cellular component (GO): endoplasmic reticulum
Molecular function (GO): adenyl-nucleotide exchange factor activity
Source: RefSeq, a predicted model, not a curated record
GAAGAAGAAGAAGUGAAGUGAAGCGAAGCGCAGGUAUAUAUAGAAGUUUGUUGUAGCUUCGUUUUUUAAACUAAUUAAAUUAAAUUAAAUUAAAUGGAACGCCGAAUACUCUUUCUCGGUCUCAUACUCUUCACGGCGGCUGCCAUCGCCGAAACUGACAACAACACUUCCCGCCAGCCGUUAUGGUCCACUGCCGCCGAGGAAUCCGAUCUACUCCCGCCGGGGGACUCCGACGGCGGCUUCUCUUCAAUGGACAGCAUGUUACACUGGGCUAUAAGUCAUUCUGAUCCUGAAAAGUUAAACGAAUCAGCACAGGCUCAAGAGAGAUUAUCACCGAGCGAACUCCUAAAACGUCAAUUGGAAAUCAAAGAAAUAAUGGAGAAAACUAAAGUGUUAUCUGAUGCUGAAUUGAUGAAAAUUUCGAUAAGUGAUUUGAAUAAUGUGUCUACAUCUUUGGAAGAUAGAUACAGAGCCUUGCAUGAGCUUCUUGAACUUGUUGAGCUAUUAGAUAAUGCAAAUGAUUUAAACAAACUUGGUGGGCUUUCUGCGGUUACACAAGAACUUAAUCACUAUGAUUCAGGUAUUAGGGCUUUUGCUGCAUGGGUUCUUGGAAAAGCUAGUCAAAACAAUCCAACUUUUCAGCAACAGGUCUUGGAACUUGGUGUACUCUCAAGGCUGAUGAUUAUGGUAAAAUCCGAUUCCAUAGAAGAAGGCAUUAAAGCAUUAUAUGCUGUUUCAGCUUUGACUCGGAAUAAUUUAGCUAGUCAGGAAUUGUUCUACGCUGAAGCUGGAGGUUUGAUGCUUCAGGAUAUUUUGAGGAAUGCAACUAUUGAUAUCAAGCUACGGAGGAAGGCUGUGCUUCUAUUGACUGAUUUAGCAGAGUAUCAAUUAGAAAAUGUUGAUAAAGAUGAACCACCAUUUUUCAGUGACCAGGAUCUGUUGAAGUCUGUGGUUGAUUUAACCGCUUCAACCGACCUUGAUCUCCAGGAAAAGGCACUUGUGGCGAUUAAGAGUCUCUUGCAACUAAGGACCACUGAAGCUCGAGUUUUCAGGGACUUCUGUGCUUUAGGUGAUGCACUGAAUAGAAUGAAACAAUUGUUGCAUGAUUUGAUGGCAGAUGACGAUCAGAGAGACUAUGCCAUGGAUGUGGAAGAUGUUCGUAUUGAAGUGGAACACAUUUUCCAUAAAAAGUUGGUAAAGCAGUGAUAUAUGUGAAUGUGAUCAUGAGAUUACAUCCUUAGAUUAUGGUUUUGACCCUGUAUCAUCAUCUAGUUUUUAUAGGAUACGUUUCUCACAAUUUUGAUGCUGUUAUAGACAUUUAUGAACGAAAAUUAGGGGUAUUAAUACCAAUUAAUUUUAUAGUUGUACAGUUAAUACCCGUCUACUUUUCUAGCA